Molecule: messenger RNA, 1125 nt
Organism: Telopea speciosissima
Lineage: Eukaryota; Viridiplantae; Streptophyta; Magnoliopsida; Proteales; Proteaceae
Product: peroxidase 11
Exons: 4
Coding region: 46-1080 (344 amino acids)
Biological process (GO): response to oxidative stress; hydrogen peroxide catabolic process
Molecular function (GO): peroxidase activity; heme binding
Source: RefSeq, a predicted model, not a curated record
CUAUAUUCACAGUCUUGUCUUUGAGCUUAAAGAAGAUAAGCAGAAAUGGCACUUUCCAAGUUUUCUUCUCAUCCUCAUCCCUAUCUGCAAUGCCUAGCCUGCUUAAUCUUCUUCAUUUUAAGUAUUUUUGUUGUUAAUUCACAAGCAGAUGAUCCUUCUUUGACACAGGAUUACUAUGCAUCUUCAUGUCCAACAGCAAUAGAGAUUGUUAGGAAAGAGAUGGAAUGUGCAGUGCUCUCUGAUCCAGGCAUGGCGGCUUCGAUACUUCGGUUGCAUUUCCAUGACUGCUUUGUUCAGGGUUGUGAUGGAUCAGUUUUGUUAGAUGACACAAUCACACUACAAGGGGAGAAGAAAGCACCCCCUAACAUUCAUUCUCUGAAAGGUUUUAGGGUGAUUGAUAGGAUCAAGAGCAAGCUUGAAUAUGAGUGCCCUAGUAUUGUUUCAUGUGCCGAUAUACUUACUAUUGCAGCAAGAGAUGCAGUUAUCCUGGUUGGUGGGCCUUACUGGGAUGUUCCUCUGGGUAGAAAGGAUUCAAGAAGUGCAAGCUUCAGCCUAGCUACCACAAACAUUCCUACUCCUGAUCAAGGCCUUCUUACUCUCCUUGCAAAUUUCAUGGAGCAAGGCCUCUCAGUCACAGAUAUGGUUGCUCUUGUGGGUGCUCACACCAUUGGUGUGGCACAAUGUCAGAACUUCCGAGCAAGAAUCUAUGGAGACUUUGAAGAAACUGCUAGCAUGAUGAAUCCAUUAACAAAGACAUACCUCAACAAUUUGAGAUCUAUUUGCCCUGCUAUUGGAGGAGACAGUAACAAGACUGCAAUGGACUAUGUUACCCCUAAUUAUUUUGAUAAUUCAAUCUAUCAAAUACUGCUGAGAGGGGAAGGAUUGCUGAACUCUGAUCAAGAAAUGUAUUCCAGUGUGUUGGCGUUUGAGACAAAGCAACUUGUUCAGAAGUAUGCUGAAGAUCAACUUGCUUUCUUCCAACAAUUCUCAGAUUCUAUGGUGAAGAUGGGAAAUAUUAUCAAUCCUGACAGCUUUAUUACUGGGGAAGUAAGGAAGAAUUGCCGAUUUAUUAACACAUAAGCUUUUAAGUUAGUAAUUGUUUUGGUUCUGGUCAGCCCAUGCCAC